This is a messenger RNA of Cladocopium goreaui, 1824 nucleotides long. Lineage: Eukaryota; Dinophyceae; Suessiales; Symbiodiniaceae. The record is from the annotation of a GenBank genome assembly.
AUGAGGUCAUGGGCAAUUCUUCUUCUGCCGCUUUGCUCCUACAGCUGGUGGUGCGAGACCAGUAACCGCACUGGCUGUCGUGGACAGCUGCGGCAUUUCGUCCGGGACGCAUCCGUUUCCAAUCCCUUCUUGGCAUGUACUGACAUAAAAACAUCACCCAUCGAUGAUCCUAUUGUGGUGGACUGGGAUCUUGAUGGUGUUUUAGAAGUGAUCUUGAGGACCGAGAAAGGACUUCUGCUAUUCGACUUCAAACAAGGAAAUCAUUUCGUGCAAAUGGAGCCAAGUGGAUUUGAAAGCAUUCCUCCUUUGAAGGAAUAUUGCAGGCCAGCAGUGGUGGAUUGGAACCAAGAUGAGAAGCCUGAUUUGGUCAUAGGAGCGAAGGAGGGGAUCCAGUACUACGAAAGGAUUUUUGGCGGAGCACUCCAGCAGAGAACCGGAGAAGACAACCCCUUUCGACACAUCAAAACGAAAGGAGACUUUUGUUCCGACCUGUCUUUCGCUGAUUGGGACGGUGAUGGUGAUUGGGAUCUUUUGGUUUCGGAUCUGUUUCUGCCAAUGCAAUACUUUGAGAACGAUGGCGAUGGCAGACUAUCGCCUGUCGAUGAAGAGAGGAACCCCUUUCGGCACAUUCUCCAAAACACCACCGGAAGAAGGCCUUUGAUGGUGGAUUGGAAUGGCGAUAAACGGAUGGAUUUGUUGCUCCUGCCAAAGAUCUGGAACAGACUUGAACACGCCGACAACUUCAUUGGUCACAAGGACAAGUUUUGUUUCGUAGACUUGUAUGAGCAAUCGGAUUCCGGAGAGCUUUUACUGAGUUCUGAUCCUCUUCUUCGCAACAAGGGCUGCAGCAAUUUCACUGGCUCUGGUGUAUCUCUGGCCGACCUGGACCAUGAUGGAGAUCUGGAUGUGGUUUUUGGUGCGUUUGGAGCACCAUUGCAUGUCUUUGAACGCACCCCAAGUGGAUGGCGUGCGCCAAGCGCUGUCAAUUCCAGCUCAAUUCCGCUUGAUAUGAUUGAGCUUGACAUUGAUUCCUCAGGUGAAAACUACUUGCACCCAAGCCUUGUUGACUGGGACUUGGACGGUGACCUCGAUUUGGCUCUGCUUCAUGACAGUCCAUUAUCUCAAAGGCACCGCUACUUUGAGCAUCAAUCAGACGGCACUGUCAAGGAGAUCAAUAGCACAACCUUGUCAUCUUCGACAAGUCUCGUUUCCUGCCCGAUCGAUUGGACGGUUCAGGUCAGCUUUACUGACUUCGACCGUGAUGGAAAGAAGGAUCUAAUCGGCUUUCACUCAACUGGCAUUGUGCUCAUUUGCAAGCAAACCUCUUCAGGGUUUGACUUGGUGCCGGCUGAUAUGAAUCCUUUCUACUCGGGACCAAAAAGGUCUGAAUGCUUUUUGAACAGCAGCGACCUUUGCCCUUGGGACAACGAGUUUUCGUUUGGCCGAUUUCAUUGGGGCGGAUUUCCUUCUUUCGUGGAUUGGGAUUCGGAUGGAGACACGGACAUGCUCAGAAUUAAUGGCCUCAACCAGGUCUACUUGUAUGAGCAGUUGCCCAACUUCACGUUUCUUCCGCAACCCCUGCCCGUUCCUGCAGCCCGCGACUAUACAGCGGCAGAUUUCGAUGGAGACGGGGAUGUUGACAUCAUGAUCUCUGUACCCAAUUCAGACCAGUUUCUCUAUUUCGAACGGCGAGGCGAUGGAAGGCUUGAACGGCAUUUUGGCACUGACAACCCGUUCAAUGCUGUUGGCAAGGCAGCUCACAGCGAGGUCUUUGGUAAGUUGGGAAAGGCACAACCGCGGGCACGCAGCACUUUGGGUGAUUAG